CAUUGUUAAAGUGAUAAGGGAAAUCCAGGGAGUGCUCUCCAUCGCUAAAAGAAAGGCUGCCACACUGAAACCGUCACCUCACAACCACAGAGGAGACCUGCAGUGGAGGCAAAGGCCGUGGAGGGAGCUGACCACUGCCCUGCAGCAGAGGGGCUGGGCCUACUUCCGCUGAGCACCCAGUCUUACCACUGUGGAUGUCAGAGGGCUCCUGGCGGGGGGCAGAUGUCCCUAUAGCCACCCGGAAACAGGCACUCUCACACACUCAUGGUGUCAUGUAAUGUAAACCAGGGCAACCUUUUGCCCUGGAGGGAAAUUUAGCCAUCAAAAUUUAAAAUGUGGUCGGUCUCGGCUCCUCGUCAUGUCCUACAGUCCCUUAGAUAUGUACCGGAACCCGGGGGCCUCGGGGACCCCGCUCUGGGACUUCAGCAGCAUCAUCCAGACGUGCAGCGGCAACAUCCAGAGGAUCAGCCAAGCCACUGCUCAGAUAAAGAAUUUGAUGAGCCAACUAGGAACUAAGCAAGAUUCAAGCAAGCUACAGGAAAAUCUGCAACAGUUACAGCACUCUACAAAUCAGCUUGCCAAGGAAACAAAUGAAUUACUGAAGGAAUUAGGGUCCUUGCCCCUUCCUUCAUCUACUUCAGAACAGCGCCAGCAGAAACUUCAGAAGGAACGUCUCAUGAAUGUCUUCUCUGCAGCCUUAAACAAUUUCCAGGCUGUGCAGAGAAGGGUAUCUGAAAAGGAAAAGGAGAGUAUUGCCAGAGCAAGAGCUGGAUCUCGUCUUUCUGUGGAGGAGAGGCAAAGAGAGGAGCAACUCGUCUCAUCUGACAGCCAUGAGGAGUGGAACCAGAUGCAGAGCCAGGAGGAUGAGGUGGCCAUCACUGAACAGGAUUUGGAACUUAUUAAAGACAGGGAAACGGCAAUUCAGCAGCUGGAGGCUGAUAUUUUGGAUGUCAAUCAGAUAUUUAAAGAUUUGGCAAUGAUGAUCCAUGACCAAGGUGAUCUCAUUGACAGCAUAGAAGCCAAUGUGGAAAGCUCAGAGGUGCAUGUAGAAAGAGCCACUGAUCAGUUACAGCGAGCUGCUUACUAUCAGAAAAAAUCUCGCAAGAAGAUCUGUAUCCUGGUGCUUGUCCUGUCAGUGAUUAUUGUAAUCUUGGGACUUAUUUUGUGGCUAGUUAAUAAAUGAAGUGAUUGCCUCCGAGCCUUCUCCUGCUGAGCUGUUUUCAAGGGCAAGUGCUUGCUGGAGUCUUGCCAGAACAAACUGAUCACAAGAAGACAGAAUACACCAGAAUGUCCUGUAAUAAUUUAGUUAGAAACUAACUACUAACUAGUCCUUGGAAUUAGUGACCUGUGGAGACAGUAUUUAUCAAUUUAUGUAUACAUUUUAUUGAUUUCUCAAAUUAAGAAUUAAUUUAUGUGGA
Aethalodelphis obliquidens (Pacific white-sided dolphin) is the source of this 1418-nucleotide messenger RNA. Its product is annotated as syntaxin-12-like. The transcript has 2 exons. Gene Ontology annotation, molecular function: SNARE binding; SNAP receptor activity. Gene Ontology annotation, cellular component: postsynaptic recycling endosome; SNARE complex; synaptic vesicle membrane. Lineage: Eukaryota; Metazoa; Chordata; Mammalia; Artiodactyla; Delphinidae. The coding region runs from base 359 to 1183 and encodes 274 amino acids. Gene Ontology annotation, biological process: vesicle-mediated transport; vesicle fusion; autophagosome assembly. The record is from RefSeq and is a predicted model, not a curated record.